Triticum dicoccoides is the source of this 1145-nucleotide messenger RNA. RefSeq names its product stress-response A/B barrel domain-containing protein DABB1-like. Bases 82 to 882 code for a protein of 266 amino acids. The transcript has a single exon. The record is from RefSeq and is a predicted model, not a curated record. Lineage: Eukaryota; Viridiplantae; Streptophyta; Magnoliopsida; Poales; Poaceae.
CACAAAUGUGAUGCCGCGCCGGUCACUGUUCCCCCAGCCCCAUCCCGAUUUUAACCUCCUCCCCUCGCACUGACCAAAACCAUGAUUUGCCUCAGAGCCAUCCCCUCCCCUCGACUCCUCCACCUACCCCUACCCCGCCUCGCCUCCUCCCCGCUCCGCCGCCUCAGGCCCUCCGCCGCAGCCAUGUCCUCCUCCCCCUCCGUCGCCGCGCCCACCGUAGCGGCACCGGUCGAGCACAUCGUGCUCAUCAAGGUCCGCCCGGAGGCCGUGGCCUCGGGGGCCGCCGCGGCGAUGGUCUCCGCGCUGCAGGCGCUCUCCACGCUCGUCCCGGGGGUCUCCUACAUCCACGCGGGCCCCGUGCUCCGCCUCCGCUCCCCGGCCGCCGAGGCGCUGGGCCCCACCCACCUCCUCCACUCCCGCUACGCCACCAAGGCCGACCUCGCCGCCUACGCCCCGCACCCGGCCCACGUGGCCGCCGUGCAGGCGCACGUCGCCCCCAACGCGCUCGACGCCACCGCCGUUGACUGGGUCAACGCCGCGGGCGCCCCGUCCCCCGUCGCCCCCGGCGCCGCCGUGCGCCUCACCCUCGCCAAGGUCAAGGAGGGCGUGGAGGUCGGGCAGCUCGUCGAGAAGGUGGCCGCGGCCACCAAGGACGCCGGCGAGACCAGCGGCGCCAAGGUCAGCUUCGGGGAGAACUUCUCCCCCGCGCGGGCCAAGGGGUACCAGUUCGGGAUGGUGGCCGUGUUCGGGAGCGUCGAGGAGCUGGACGCCGUGGAGGGCGACGGCAAGGUGGAGGAGGCCAAGGCCGCCCUCAGGCCCAUGCUCGACGAGGUCAUGGUGCUGGACUUCGUCGUCGACGCUCCGGCGGCCGCGAGCCUCUGAUGGGGGGUUUCAGGUUGAUUUCGGAUCCGAGUGUGCUGCCGAUUUGGGAAUAAUGGAGUCCUUUGUGAUAUCUGUAUCGAUCUUGAGAUGAAUAACAAUCAAUUGAUGUGCCUGUUGUGUGCUCCCAAGUUUUUACAUGCCGAUGCAUCCGGCAGUUGGUACUCCAGUUUCUAAUACCAGGAAUCAGGAACCAAGCGGCAGUCUCUAAUGAUUGUGCCAUUUGUUCACAACCCUUCUCAUCGCUAAACAUGUGAUAUUAAGCA